AUGGAUUUGGAUCAUCAUGGUUGGUCAAACUCAAAAAUAUUUAUAGAUCAACAACAUGGAAUAGCAAAACUAGGUGUAGAAAAUUUUCAUAGAACAACAUUAUCAUCAACAAGAGGAAUGCUAUAUGACACGACCAUCAAUUCGUCGGACUUGCACGACACUUUUGGGCUAUUCUCUGUCUGCACAUCAAUGAUAGGCAUAGCUUCUAUUGCAGUUGCAUCUUUGCCCAAAUUACCACCUGGAAGAAGAGGUGGCCACUGCAUUGAAAAGAAUGUUGUUCCAAGAGGACUAGUGGCUGUUAAUAAUUCAAGAUCAUUUAAAUUUCCAAGAGGACUAGUGGCUGUUAAUAGUUCAAGAUCAUUUAGCUCUACGCAGUUUCCACUUGGCAGAAGAACUCGUUCUCACGAAGCAACGAUAAUAUGUGCUGCGCCUUUUAAUGCAAAAUGUGGUGCAGAGCAAACUCAGACUGUUACUCGAAAGGCUCCGACAAUUACCCAUUUUCCUGCUAAGGAGAAGUCCCCACAACUCGACGGUGGCAGAAGUGGAUUUCCACCAUGUAAUGGUGACGGCGGGGGAGGAGGUGGCGGCAACUGGUCUGGUGGAUUUUUCUUUUUUGGGUUCCUUGCUUUUCUUGGCUUCUUAAAUGACAAAGAAAGUGAAAGUGAAGAUGAUGGUUAUGCUUACAGUGAUAACCGGAGAAGGCGCCCGCGGCCGCGGUGAUAAAUUUGGCAGAGACAUAUGUAUGCUUGUUAGAAGAUUUUUCUGUUGUAUUCUUUA
This is a messenger RNA of Trifolium pratense (red clover), 777 nucleotides long. RefSeq lists its product as uncharacterized. The transcript has 6 exons. Gene Ontology annotation, cellular component: chloroplast. Lineage: Eukaryota; Viridiplantae; Streptophyta; Magnoliopsida; Fabales; Fabaceae. The record is from RefSeq and is a predicted model, not a curated record. Bases 1 to 720 code for a protein of 239 amino acids. Gene Ontology annotation, biological process: thylakoid membrane organization; chloroplast organization.